AUGGACAAGUUUUGGGAUACUCCAAUACCAGACGAUCUUGUGUUUGUUAACGCACCCAAUUGUCGCACUCGGAGGGAGGCAUCCACUAGCUAUCCGCUGUCCUCUACCAUCAAUGAAAAGCAACCACUCCAUAAUCAAGGCGGCGAGACGAUAAUUUAUGAACACCGUGAUCCCUUUUCUCUGAGCGACAUUGUCGACCGCCAAGUCACCAUCCAGAGAAAUGGCUUGAUUCGGAAAUCCGUGAGGAGCGGCAAAUGUGACCUAGAGGCGGAGAAGCGCCGCCUAGAGCUAAUUGGAGGUAGAACAACCAUCCCUGUGCCCCAAGCCGUACAAUGUUCUUCCUCAGGAGAAUUUGAGCAUUUAGUUAUGGAACGGCUCCCAGGAAAAACGUUAGAGAGUGUCUGGGGCCAUUUAUCAACCAAGGAGAGAGAGUCCAUCGCCGAUCAGGUGGCGGACUUUGUUACCCAGCUUCACCAAUUGAAGAAUGACACCAUCGAUGCUCAGGUUUUCGUACGACAAGAACUCUCAUCUGGAUUGAAUAACUCCACAAGCUUUAGUUUACAAAGGAUAAAAAACUAUUCAGGGAUGGAGGUCAUCACACGUUUCGUUCGGGAUAGGAGCCAGAUGCUCGAUGACCAACAGAACGUUUUCACCCAUGGCGACCUCGACUGGAGCAAUAUACUAAUUGCCGAUAAAAACGUCUGCGGAAUUAUUGAUCUAGAGUGCAGUGGCUUUUUGCCACCGUACUGCGAAUGGAUUGCCGUCAAGAGGCUAUCAGACCGCCAUCCAUGGUUUGGACUUUUGGAGCCACGACUCAAAUCCGCCAAAUGGGACUUGAUGUGGGAGGUUGAAGAGCUGAUCUCUGCCCUGUCUAACCACUCGCAAUGGGCUUUGGUACCGAUUGAUCGAGCUACCAAUCAAACCGAGGGGUGGGCGCAUGUUCCCAAGAUAGUUGUCGCUUGCGUUGGAGAUGGGCCUCUGGUCACUUAUGAACUUCGAUCAAAGCACCCCUUGUGGCAAGAGUACAAGGCAAACAAGGACAAAGAGGGGGAUGGGAUUAUAGUUGAACAGCUAAAAGAGACAGAAGCACCGCGAAACUCCGAUCACGGGUCGUAG
Molecule: messenger RNA, 1116 nt
Organism: Pochonia chlamydosporia 170
Lineage: Eukaryota; Fungi; Ascomycota; Sordariomycetes; Hypocreales; Clavicipitaceae
Product: protein kinase-like domain
Exons: 1
Coding region: 1-1116 (371 amino acids)
Source: RefSeq, a predicted model, not a curated record